AUGGGUAAGAAGGACGAGACCCCCGAAGAGCGCGCGGCGAGGAAGGAGAAGGAGAAGAAGGAGAAGAAGUCCGAGAAGAAGGACAAGAAGGACCGCGACGAGACCCCGGAGGAGCGCGCCGCGCGUAAAGCGAAGAAAGAGGCGAAGAAAGCGGCGGCCGAUGCGAAGCCGACGAAGCAAGCGCCGCGCGGUCCUCCGCCCGGGCGCCCUCCGCCGGUCCUGAAAGGCCGCAAAGCCGACGCCGGGUACAUGGACGGCAUGGACCUCCCGUCCUCGGAAGGCAGCGGCGACGAGGGCGAGGCGAUCGAGCGCGAGGAGAAGACGAUCGUCCUCGGCGGCAAGACGGAGAAGGAGGAGCGGAAAGCGAGAGCGAAAGAGCUCGAGGCCGCGCGCAAGGAAGCGCUCGCGAAGGAGCAAGCGAUGGCGGAGGACGACGACGCGUUCACCGUGCGAACCGCCAUCAUGAGCGACGAGCAGAGGGAGCAGAUGGCCAACACGAAGGACAUCAAGAUCGACGGUUUCUCCGUCAGCGCGCGCGGGAAGGAGCUUCUCGUCAACACCGACCUGACGAUCGUGCACGGGCGCAGGUACGGCCUCGUCGGUCCGAACGGGAUGGGGAAGACGACGAUCAUGAAGCUCCUCGCGCGAAGGAAACUCCCGGUGCCGGACUUCAUCGACAUCUUGCUCGUCGAGCAGGAGGUGGUGGGCGACGAUCGCACGGCGUUGGAAUCCGUCGUCGCCGCGGACGUGGAGCUCGCCAACUUGCGUAAACGGAAGAUGGAGCUCGAGUCCGCGAUGGAGGCGGUCGCGCGAGGGGAGGAGAUGGGCGGCGAGGAGGGGCACAAGACGCGCGAGGACGCGCUCGCGCGCGCGCUCGCGGCGUGCAAAGUCAGCGAGGACGCGGAGAGCGGCAACGGCAUGCGCGGCGCGCUCGCGGUGAAAGCCGCGCUCGAGGAAGCCGGGGAGAUCAACGAGGAUAACUUCGACCUGAGCGACCAGCUGAACAAGACGUACGAGCGACUCGACGAGAAGGGCGACGCGACCGCGGAGGCGAGAGCGUCGAAGAUUCUCCACGGUUUAGGGUUCACGGUGCCGAGAAAGGACGGCAACAGCGGGCCCGAGCGGUUCAGCAUGCACAACACGACCAAGUCCUUCUCCGGCGGGUGGAGGAUGCGCAUCUCGCUCGCGAGGGCGCUGUUCAUCGAGCCGACGUGUUUGUUGCUCGACGAGCCGACGAACCACCUCGACUUGAGAGCGGUCAUCUGGCUCGAGGAGUACUUGAUGCGGUGGAAAAAGACGCUCCUCGUCGUGUCGCACGAUCGGGAUUUCUUAAACUCCGUCUCCACGGACAUCAUCCACCUGCACGACCAGAAGCUGUCGCAGUACCGCGGCUCGUUCGAGUCGUUCGAGGAGAUGUACGAGCAGCGACGCAGAGAGGCGAACAAGGCGUUCGAGAAGUACGAGAAGCAGAUCAAGCAAGCGAAAGCUGCGAAGGGCGGGCAGGCGAAAGGGAAACAGGCGGACGUCAAGAACCAGGCGAAGAAGGACGCGGAGAAGAAGCAGCAGAAGAAGGGGAACAAGGGGAUGAUGGACGACGCGGAGGACGACGGCAGAGGCGAGUCCGCGGCGCCGAGGAAGUGGACGGACUACGAGGUGGAGUUCCACUUCCCGACGCCGACGGAGCUCCCGCCGCCGUUGAUGUCCUUGACGGACUGCCACUUCAAGUACCCGAAACUCGAGGGGUUCGCGCUCGAGAACUUGAACCUCGGGAUCGACAUGGGGACCAGGGUCGGGAUCAUCGGCCCGAACGGCGCGGGGAAGUCGACGCUCAUGAACCUCCUCGCGGGCGACCUCGAGCCGACGAAGGGCGACUCGCGGCGGUCGCACAAGCUUCGAAUCGGUCGGUACUCGCAGCACUUCGUGGACGUUCUCUCCAUGGACGAAAACCCGGUGCAGUACCUCCUGCGGUCGUACCUCAAGCCCGAGGGCGGGUCGUACAAGCCCGAGGAGAUCCGCGCGAAGCUCGGGAAGUUUGGUCUUCCCGGACACAACCACCUCACGCCCAUCGUGAAACUCUCGGGAGGGCAAAAGGCGCGGGUCGUGUUCACCGCGAUUCAGCUCUCGAACCCGCACAUUCUGCUCAUGGACGAGCCGACGAACCACCUGGACAUGCAGUCCAUCGACGCGCUCGGGACAGCGCUGGACGAGUUCGACGGCGGCGUCGUCCUCAUCACGCACGACGCGCACAUUUGUUCCAAGGUGUUGGACGCGGAGACGUCUGAGAUUUGGGUCGUGGACGAGGGCACCGUGGAGAAGUUCGACGGCGACUUCCAGGAGUACCGCGAGAAGCUCGUGAAAGAGAUCGCCGCGGAGCUCGACGCGGAGGAAGUUUAG
Micromonas pusilla CCMP1545 is the source of this 2394-nucleotide messenger RNA. Its product is annotated as ABC transporter. Gene Ontology annotation, molecular function: ATP binding; ATP hydrolysis activity. The transcript has a single exon. The record is from RefSeq and is a predicted model, not a curated record. NCBI's taxonomy places the organism in Eukaryota, Viridiplantae, Chlorophyta, Mamiellophyceae, Mamiellales, Mamiellaceae. The coding region runs from base 1 to 2394 and encodes 797 amino acids.